AUGAAUACUGCGGUGUCCAACAACCGAAUAGAUUCGAUCCACCUGGGUAGGCUGGGGUACGCUCUGCGUCGGUAUGCCACCUCCCCACCACAAGACACAAUCAAGCAAAUCUAUGUUAACCCAAUGACACCAGCCGGCGGCGGAGCCUACUACUUUGCUAAAAAAUCGAUCAAUGCCGACCGACAAUCGAGAUUCGAAGCGGAUAUGAAGAAAAAGGCCCAGCUUGCCGCGAUGGAGGCGGAGCACCGACGCCAGGCAGCGGCUUCCAAGCCGGAGCCCAUCUCAACCCCUUCCAGCAACGCGAGCUACAAACGCGCCAAUCAGGCACGCCACCAAAACGCUUCGGAUGAUGUAGCCUCGCCGAGUGAAGAAGCGAGCCACGAUCCGGCACCGACUCGACACGAGCCCGAGACCGAGGAAGAUCGAUUGCUGGAGAAAGGAAAGUAUGAGGCUGCGCGGCCUUUCCGACCUCCGCCUGGUAACCGGUUGUAAGAAGCUACCGGGUACUCAGAUGAAAGGACUAUCCUUGGGUCUAGUAAACUGUGGUGCAUCCGCCUUAUAGUCAGCCGGCUGGCUGACGGCCUGUACAAUAUUCCUGUAUCUAAAUUGAAGCGUUGUGCUUACAGGUGCCGGAAACUUAAGAAUGAAUCACCCUAUUAAGUCAAUCGGCGUAGAUUACGCAUAUCAAAGCGCCCAGUGCUGUAUG
Messenger RNA from Aspergillus nidulans FGSC A4, 706 nucleotides. RefSeq lists its product as uncharacterized. The record is from RefSeq and is a predicted model, not a curated record. The transcript is spliced from 3 exons. Bases 1 to 492 code for a protein of 163 amino acids. Lineage: Eukaryota; Fungi; Ascomycota; Eurotiomycetes; Eurotiales; Aspergillaceae.